This is a messenger RNA of Bombina bombina (fire-bellied toad), 1383 nucleotides long. It is a transcript of the gene BPIFB2, whose product is annotated as BPI fold containing family B member 2. The coding region runs from base 1 to 1383 and encodes 460 amino acids. The transcript is spliced from 14 exons. NCBI's taxonomy places the organism in Eukaryota, Metazoa, Chordata, Amphibia, Anura, Bombinatoridae. The record is from RefSeq and is a predicted model, not a curated record. Gene Ontology annotation, molecular function: lipid binding.
AUGAAGCUAAUAUUCCUAGCUGUGUUCAUGACACUAUGCAUUCCACCAUUGACAGCCACGCCAUGCAAAACUGUUGUAAGAGUCAAGCAGCAAGCUAUGAACUAUGCAUGUCAAACUCAAAGAAGACCUCUUCAGAAAGCAUUUGGCCUCAUUGCAAUCCCUGAUGUAUCUCAGAAUAUCGGAGGUGGAGGACUCUUAGGAAAUAUAUUUGGAGCAGCACAAAACUUGAUAGGGAAAGUUUUAAAUAUUGUAGGGAUAAAAAUUCUGCAGGUUAACCUUCCAGACCUUGAUGUUAAACUAAUGCCUAGAGUGGGUGUCCAAGUCUCUGUGGAUACUGGCCUUCAUAUCCAAGGUCGAGUUCUUUUACUUGGUGGAAUUGAGAUAAAAGUAGGAGCUGGAGUUCUUGCAGAUGUCCGUGUUUCAAAGACGGCUAAAGGUUUCCCUAUCCUUGCUGUUAGUGCCUGCAAGUCCAUCCUAGGAGAAAUACAAGUUACUGCUGGAGGAUUCAGUUUAAUUCCUACAAUAGUGAAAGUCAUUCAAGGACACAUUCAUGCCAUCUUAAGUGACAGGUUAUGUUUAACAGUCUCCAAUGUUUUCCUGGGAAUGAACGCAGAUUUGGGACUGAUGGCUCAUGUUACCCCUAUUACUGGUGACCUUGAAAUGCAAUACACCAUGCCUAGCCCUCCUGUGGUAACUGGUGAUUAUAUGGACAUGGAUAUGAAUGUAGAAUACAAAGUGCAAGAUCAGGUGAUAGAACUGCCAUCUAGUGCAAAUGAUUUCACCCUGCCACCUGGAGCAGGUUCAGAGAACUCCAUGGUCAACAUGGGAUUUUCCGAAGAUUUUUUUAUAGCUAUGUUUACAGCUAUACAUAGCUCAGGAGGGUUUAAUAUGGAGAAGUCAGCAGGAUUUAUAAAACAAAAGUAUACUCAGUCACUCCCUGUGAACCUUAAAAUUGUUGUCACUGAGACACCAGACGUCCUCUUCAGUUCCAGCCAGCUACUGAUUAAUCUCUCUCCACAAAUAGAGAUGUUUGUGGUCUUGCAGGACUCGCAUGCACAGCACCUUUUGACACUCAAUGUGGGAGUUACGUUUGCUGCAAAGCUUGAAGUUAAGGGAGAAAAAUUGAAGACUUCCCUUUCAUUAGCAGGGGAUCUCAGUCUUGCUGUGGCUUCUUCAUCUUAUGGACCAUGCAAAACCAAGAUUUCCGUGCUCAGUGGAUACGUGCGUGCAGUCUUUGAAAAGGCUUUCUUGGUUCAGAUAAACGCGGAAAUGAGUGUGGGCCUGGCAUUGCCAUCACUACCAAACGUACAACUUACUGACCCAGUCGUGACCAUAGAGGAGGAUUAUGCAGUCAUGUCAUGUGAUCUUCAAUAUAUCAAGUGA